AUGUUGUUUUACAGUGCGCUCUUUGUUUGUUUUUUGACUAUUCUGGCUUUUGACAACAAAGAAGUAAAAAAAACAGAACCACAAAAACCAGAAACAAUAUUCGCUGAUGUCAUUAAAAAUAUAUCACGUGUCAACAACGUAUUACAAGACCUGAUCAAUAACUAUGAACAAUUACAAAAAGUAUACAAAUCACAAGAGAAUUUUGAUGGACCAGACUAUUCCAGUGAAAGGGACAACGAUCAUUCAUCUCAAAAUACUAAAAAGUCAAAAAGAGCAUCCCUAACCACAGCCACACCUUACAUGUUUUACCAGGCAGGUACUAGAAUGAUACUAUCAGACACCGACGUCGAUAAUACAGCCAAAGUUGAUACACCAGUCACAAAAAAAACGACAGUGUUCGAUCCUAUGGCUUUAUCAGAUUCUUCCGACAUCGAAGACACCAUAGAAGCAGAUGUUAAACGACUCAAAGAACUAGAAACAUCUAGAACUCCUAAAAGCGUGGACAUAACCACAACUGCAAAAAAUAAACUUCAAACUAGACAACCACCAAAAGACAGUAAAAAAGAUAAAACUAAAGAGGCAAAAGAUUUAAAAAUAAUCUUCGCUAGUAUUCCAAAGAAAGUAAAAACUAAAAUAGACAGCAAAACAAAAAUAAUGCCAGAAUCGGUUCAGAAACUGUCUGUAGUUGAUACCAAUUCGAUGAAAUUAAAGGAUGCGCUCAAUAGUAAUUCAAGACCACAAAAUGGGCAUGACGGAAAUAUUUCUAAACCAAAAUUAAAUAAAUUACAUGCUUACUCUAUUGGCAGUACAGGAAAACAGGUAAAUUUACAAAUAAAAAUAUCUGAAAAUCCAGAAAAUCCAAAAGAUGUAGAAAAUAUAAAAACUGUAGAAAAGCAAAGGAAUACAGAAAAAGAAACAAAUCAACAAAAUUCAGAAAAACAAGAAACGCCGAGAAAUGUAGAGAAAACAAGAACUGUAAAAAAGGUGACAAUAAUGGAAGAUUCAAAUGAUUCAGAUAACCAAGGAAAUUAUGCAACUCCAAGAAAUGGAAAUGCAGAUAAUAUAAAUAAAUCGGACAAUCCAAGUAAUAGAGAAAGUCAAAGAGAAGCAGGUAAUCCAGCUAACAAAGAAGCCAUCAAAAGGCCAGGAAACCAAAACCGUCCUUUGUAUUCAAAAGAAGUUACGGCUUCAGAAGAAAAAUAUUCUUUAUCCGACGAUGAUAGCGCCAUACAUAUUAAUACCAAUUCUAAAACUAAGACAACCAACUACAUUGCUGUUUCCCAAAUUGACUCGGCUACCUUGAGAAGCCACGUGGAUAAUAUAUCUGCUAGCAUUACCAAGGAUAACAAAAAAAUGCAAGAUCUAAGUGAUGAUGACGAUGAUUUGACUAAAGAUAUGUUUAAAACCAGUGUGCUUCGCCAAGCCUACGGGGACGCCUGUCUUAAGCUUGUAGUUAGAAAAUGUCAUCGGGCAUGCAAAAGUGCUUAUGUUACAUCUUGCCGCACACUAGAAUGCAAGUCUGAUCUAAAAGAAAUGUUUGAAAGAAGCUCUAGAACUGGAUGUAUUAAAGAAUUUGUUGCCAAUGAAGAUGAUCCUAAAAAACACGCAUUUCGAAUUGGAAAGAGCCCCGACGGUCCUCAUGUGGAUAUAACAAGAGAAGGUUACCUAUCAGUAGCCUGUCAACCACAGACUGUUACUGGACUGCCAGCACUAAGACGAAACCUAGCCUCAAACAAGGGCACGAUAAUUGCAAAUAAUUCCAUGGGAAAUGACAUCGAACUAAACAUAUUACGAGAUCGCUACGAGAAAGCCUGCCAGAGGCUCUCCCGGGGCAAAUGCACCACAGCUUGUAACUACGCCCAUAAUGCCACAUGUGUCAAGUUCGAGUGUGAAAAGAGGUUAAAGAAGAGUUUUAGGAGAAAUUGUAAGGCUCACUGUAAGAGGGCUUAUUCUAGUACUUCGAAGAAACAGAAGGGCAGUGAUAGUGAUGGUGAUAGUGAUGAUUCAGGGUCUGACGAUUCAAGUGAAUCGGAUGAUGAUUAG
This is a messenger RNA of Spodoptera littoralis (African cotton leafworm), 2043 nucleotides long. The record is from the annotation of a GenBank genome assembly. Lineage: Eukaryota; Metazoa; Arthropoda; Insecta; Lepidoptera; Noctuidae.